CGGGGGGCGCGCGCGCGCGAAGAUGGCGGCUGCCGCCGGCGGGCCGUCUGUGAGGAGCAGUAGAGAACUGUGGACAAUUCUACUUGGAAGAUCAGCUCUGAGAGAAUUGAGUCAGAUUGAGGCGGAACUGAAUAAACAUUGGCAUCGGUUGUUGGAGGGACUUUCAUACUAUAAACCUCCCAGUCCAAGUUCAGCAGAGAGAGUGAAAGCUAAUAAAGAUGUGGCUUCACCACUGAAGGAACUGGGCUUAAGAAUCAGCAAGUUUUUGGGUCUUGAUGAGGAGCAGAGUGUGCGGCUACUGCAGUGUUACCUUCAGGAGGAUUACAGGGGCACUCGGGACUCACUGAAGACGGUUCUGCAAGAUGAGAGACAGAGCCAGUCCUUAAUCUUGAAGAUUGCAGAUUAUUACUAUGAAGAACGAACCUGUAUUCUUCGUUGUGUCUUACACCUUCUCACUUAUUUCCAAGAUGAAAGACAUCCUUAUAGGGUUGAAUAUGCAGACUGUGUGGAUAAACUGGAGAAAGAACUUGUUUCAAAAUAUAGACAGCAGUUUGAGGAGCUGUAUAAAACUGAAGCACCAACCUGGGAGACGCAUGGCAACCUCAUGACUGAGCGCCAGGUGUCUCGAUGGUUUGCUCAGUGCCUUCGGGAACAGUCCAUGCUGCUAGAAAUUAUCUUCCUUUAUUAUGCAUACUUUGAGAUGGCACCUAGUGAUCUGCUGGUAUUAACCAAGAUGUUUAAAGAGCAAGGAUUUGGUAGUAGGCAGACCAAUAGGCACCUGGUGGAUGAGACCAUGGAUCCUUUUGUCGACCGGAUUGGCUACUUCAGUGCCCUUAUCCUGGUGGAAGGCAUGGAUAUUGAGUCCCUGCAUAAGUUUGCUUUGGACGACAGGAGGGAAUUACACCAAUUUGCUCAGGAUGGCCUCAUUUGUCAGGACAUGGACCGUUUGAUGUUGACCUUCGGGGACAUUCCACAUCAUGCUCCAGUGCUUUUGGCCUGGGCUCUCCUCCGCCACACCCUGAACCCCGAAGAGACCAGCAGUGUGGUCCGGAAGAUAGGUGGCACAGCCAUCCAGCUGAAUGUAUUUCAGUACCUGACUCGACUGCUGCGGUCACUUGCCAGUGGGGGGAAUAAUUGUACCACGAGCACAGCGUGCAUGUGUGUCUACGGACUCCUCUCUUUCGUUCUGACCUCGCUGGAGCUGUACACUCUGGGCAAUCAGCAGGAUGUCAUUGACACAGCUUGUGAAGUCCUGGCAGACCCUUCUCUUCCAGAACUGUUUUGGGGAACAGAACCGACCUCUGGUCUUGGCAUCAUUCUGGACAGUGUGUGUGGCAUGUUUCCCCAUCUGCUUUCCCCCCUCCUGCAGUUGCUCCGAGCCCUUGUGUCAGGGAAGUCCACUGCCAAAAAGGUAUAUAGCUUCCUGGAUAAGAUGUCUUUCUACAAUGAACUUUAUAAGCACAAGCCCCACGAUGUGAUCUCCCAUGAAGAUGGAACUCUUUGGCGGAGGCAGACACCCAAACUGGUCUACCCUCUGGGGGGCCAGACGAACCUUCGCAUACCUCAAGGCACCGUGGGUCAAGUGAUGCUGGAUGACCGGGCGUACCUGGUGCGCUGGGAAUACUCCUACAGCAGCUGGACCCUCUUCACCUGCGAGAUUGAAAUGCUGCUCCAUGUUGUUUCCACUGCAGAUGUGAUUCAGCACUGCCAGCGGGUCAAACCCAUUAUUGACCUGGUCCACAAGGUCAUCAGCACAGACCUCUCCAUCGCAGACUGUCUCCUGCCCAUCACGUCCCGCAUCUACAUGCUGCUGCAGCGGUUGACAACAGUGAUUUCCCCCCCUGUGGAUGUCAUUGCUUCUUGUGUUAACUGUUUGACUGUCUUAGCUGCCCGGAAUCCAGCAAAGGUCUGGACUGAUCUUCGUCACACAGGUUUUUUACCAUUUGUGGCCCAUCCUGUUUCCAACAUGACACAGAUGAUUAGUGCGGAGGGGAUGAAUGCCGGAGGUUACGGUAACCUUCUGAUGAAUAGUGAACAGCCCCAGGGCGAGUACAGAGUUACUGUAGCCUUUCUCCGCUUGAUCACCACCCUUGUCAAGGGGCAGCUUGGAAGUACCCAGAACCAAGGCCUUGUGCCCUGUGUCAUGUUUGUGCUGAAGGAGAUGCUUCCUAGCUACCACAAGUGGCGCUACAACUCUCACGGUGCAAGGGAGCACAUUGGUUGCCUGAUCCUGGAGCUGAUUCAUGCUAUACUGAAUCUGUGCCACGAUACAGACCUGCACAGCAGUCACACCCCCAGUCUGCAGUCUCUCUGCAUCUGCAGUCUGGCCUACACAGAAGCUGGACAGACAGUCAUCAAUAUCAUGGGCAUUGGCGUGGAUACCAUCGACAUGGUGAUGGCUGCGCAGCCCCGCAGUGAUGGGGCAGAGGGCCAGGGGCAGGGACAGCUGCUGAUCAAGACAGUGAAACUGGCAUUCUCUGUCACCAACAAUGUGAUUCGCCUGAAACCUCCUUCUAAUGUGGUGUCACCCCUGGAACAGGCGCUGACACAACACGGUGCCCAUGGCAACAACCUCAUUGCUGUCCUAGCCAAGUACAUCUACCACAAACACGACCCUGCUCUGCCACGUCUUGCCAUCCAGCUGCUCAAACGCCUGGCCACGGUGGCCCCAAUGUCAGUGUAUGCCUGUUUGGGCAAUGAUGCCGCUGCCAUUCGAGACGCCUUCCUGACCCGCCUUCAGAGCAAGAUUGAGGACAUGCGCAUCAAGGUGAUGAUUCUGGAGUUCCUCACAGUGGCGGUGGAGACGCAGCCAGGGCUCAUCGAGCUCUUUCUGAAUCUGGAAGUGAAGGAUGGCAGUGAUGGCUCUAAGGAGUUCAGCCUCGGGGUGUGGAGCUGUCUCCACGCAGUGCUGGAGCUGAUUGAUUCCCAGCAGCAAGAUCGCUACUGGUGCCCACCGCUGCUGCACCGUGCAGCCAUUGCCUUCCUGCACGCCCUGUGGCAGGACCGGCGGGACAGUGCCAUGCUGGUCCUCAGAACCAAACCCAAGUUCUGGGAGAAUCUAACCAGUCCGCUGUUCGGAACCCUUUCUCCUCCCUCAGAGACCUGCGAGCCCAGCAUCCUGGAAACCUGUGCCCUAAUCAUGAAGAUAAUAUGCCUGGAGAUAUACUAUGUAGUUAAGGGUUCAUUAGACCAAUCAUUGAAAGAUACACUCAAGAAAUUUUCCAGUGAGAAGCGCUUCGCCUACUGGUCAGGCUAUGUCAAGUCUUUGGCAGUUCACAUGGCUGAAACCGAAGGCAGCAGCUGCACUGCCUUGCUAGAGUACCAGAUGCUGGUCUCCGCCUGGAGGAUGCUUCUCAUCAUCGCCACCAGUCAUGCGGAUAUCACGCACUUGACGGACCCCGCAGUGCGGCGCCAGCUCUUUCUCGAUGUCCUUGAGGGGACCAAAGCUCUGCUCCUCACCCCCACCUCUGUGAACUGCCUUCGCCUGGGCUCCAUGAUGUGCACCCUGCUGCUCAUCCUUGUGCGCCAGUGGAAGAGAGAGGUGGGCGCUGUGGAAGGGAUCCUCGGGCCGCUGACAGAGGUUCUGGAGGGCGUCCUGCAGGCAGACCCGCAGCUCGUGGAGAAGACCAAGGCCAAGGUGUUCUCGGCCUUCAUCACCGCGCUGCAGAUGAAGGAGCUGCGAGUGAGCGACAUUCCGCAGUACUCACAGCUGGUGCUGAGUGUCUGCGAGACCCUGCAGCAAGAGGUGAUCACCCUCCUCGACCAGACCCGCCACAGCCUGGCCUCGGGCGGCACCACGGAGGACAAGGACAGCAUGGAGACGGACUGCCCUCGGCUCCGCCACAAGGACCAGCGUGAUGGGGUGUGCGUCCUGGGCUUGCACCUUGCCAAGGAGCUGUGUGAGGUGGACGAGGACGGGGACUCGUGGUUGCAGGUGACGCGCAGGCUGCCCGUCCUGCCCACGCUCCUCACCACCCUGGAGGUGAGCCUGCGCGGGAGGCAGAACCUGCACUUCACCGAGGCCGCGCUGCACCUGCUGCUCACGCUCGCGCGAACCCAGCAGGGAGCCACAGCAGUGGCGGGAGCUGGCAUCACGCAGAGCAUUUGUCUGCCCCUCUUGAGUGUGUACCAGCUUAGCAGCAAUGGCACGGGGCAGACGCCCAGCACCUCCCGGAAGGCCCUGGACGCCCCCUCCUGGCCCGGGGUCUACCGCCUGUCCAUGUCCCUCAUGGAGCGGCUGCUCAAGACUCUGCGCUAUAACUUCCUCACCGAGGCCCUGGACUUCAUGGGCGUCCACCAGGAGCGGACCCUGCAGUGUCUCAACGCGGUGAGGACCGUGCAGAGCCUGGCGUGCCUGGAGGAGGCGGACCACACGGUGGGCUUCAUCCUGCAGCUGUCGCACUUCCGGAAGGAGUGGCACUUCCACCUGCCGCAGCUCAUGUGCGAUGUCCAGGUAAACCUGGGCUACCUGUGCCAGGCCUGCACCUCCCUCCUGCACAGCCGCAAGAUGCUGCAGCACUACCUGCAGAACAAGAAUGGGGAUGGCCUCCCCUCAGCUGUCACCCCCCGAGCUCAAAGGCCACCUGCCACCGCCAGUGCGACUCCUGCGGCGCCCUCCUCCUCCUCCACCAAGCAGCUGGCCGCCGACACAGAGGCGGCCGAGCAGCGGGCCGUGCACGCGGUGCAGUGCGGCCUCCUCAAGAUCCUCAGCAGAACGCUGGCGGCGCUGCGCCACUUCACCCCCGACGUCUGCCAGAUCCUGCUGGAUCAGUCCCUGGAUCUUGCCGAGUACAACUUCCUGUUUGCCCUGAACUUCACCACUCCCACCUUCGACUCCGAGGUGGCACCCUCCUUUGGGACCCUGCUGGCGACUGUGAACGUGGCCCUCAACCUGCUGGGCGAGCUGGACAAGAAAAAGGAGCCCUUCACUCAGGCGGUGGGGCUCAGCCCACAGACAGAAGGGGCCAGAACAUUCAAGUCCCUGCUGCUGUUCACCAUGGAGAACUGCUUCUACCUGCUCGUCUCCCAGGCCAUGCGGUACCUUCGGGACCCGGCGGUGCCCCCGCGGGACAAACAGCGCAUGAAGCAGGAGCUCAGCUCGGAGUUGAGCACACUGCUUUCUAGCCUCUCACGCUACUUCCGUCGGGGAGCCCCCAGCUCCCCUGCUGCCGGCGUCCUGCCCUCGCCCCAAGGCAAGUCCACCUCCACCUCCAAAGCCAGCCCCGAGAGUCAGGAGCCCCUCAUCCAGCUGGUGCAGGCCUUUGUUCGGCACGUGCAGAGAUAGGGCGCUGUCGCGCUGCUGCCUGCUGUCACACAGGCCGCUCGGCAGCCUCGGCAGAGGGGCUCGGGGACGGUGCCCCGCCGAGCAGCUCCCGUCCACACCUGCCCCGAGGUUAUUUUUGUAACGGAUCAAGAGGGCAGCAGCGGGGCGGGGCCGGGCGGGGGUCCGCCUGCUCGGGCGCUGACGGUCAAGCAUUACCCACAGCCUGUGGGCAGCCAGGGCGCCCGCCGUCCAGGACGGGCUGUGUGGGUGCGAGGGUUUUCCAUGGUCUGUUCUUGCAGUUUUUGGUAAUAUUGUGGUCUAUUUAUACAAAUAUUAAAGUACUGUU
This is a messenger RNA of Perognathus longimembris pacificus (Pacific pocket mouse), 5609 nucleotides long. It is a transcript of the gene Nup188, whose product is annotated as nucleoporin 188. Gene Ontology annotation, cellular component: nuclear pore inner ring. Gene Ontology annotation, biological process: protein import into nucleus; RNA export from nucleus. The record is from RefSeq and is a predicted model, not a curated record. The coding region runs from base 23 to 5284 and encodes 1753 amino acids. NCBI's taxonomy places the organism in Eukaryota, Metazoa, Chordata, Mammalia, Rodentia, Heteromyidae. The transcript has 44 exons. Gene Ontology annotation, molecular function: structural constituent of nuclear pore.